GGCAAUGCCCUCCGAUGUUACUGCUCUGGUGUGCAUGGCGAGAGCUAAAACUACAGAGCGGUAAGACACGAACGUGCCACCGGAAAGAGGCAAGAAAUCUGCGUUCGUGACCUCGUUGCAAGCAGGAGGUGGUUUUUGCAUAAGAGGAAUGGGGAGGGUGCUGGUUUUUUUUUUCUCUUGUGAAAAAGCAUUUCCAAUACGCUCGACAGUUUCUUCUUGCUUUCUUCCUCUGUCCAUCAACACUUGAGGACUUGACAUUGAAAACAUAUAGAAGACCAACAAUCUUGCUGCUUCAUCGCUCAAAUCCAUCAACAUGAAGUCUACAUUCUUCGCAGCAGUUGCCUUUGCAGCUCUUUCAAUGGCAGCACCAAUCACCAAACGACAAUGCUACAUCGACGCCAACGGAGUCCAAAAAUGCGUCUCUACUCCACCUCAAUGCACUUCCCAUCCAGACGGCACCAUCACCUGCAUCUCCCAAGGCUCCUCUUCCUCUUCCGAAGCAGAAAAAGAAGCAGAAGAAGCAGCAACCGAAAACUCAACCCUUCCUCCUACUUAUUCUUCUCCUCCAACAAAAAGACAAUGCUACAUCAACAAAUCCGGUCAACAGACUUGCGUGAAAAAUCCUACGUGUACGACACGCGAGGAUGGGACGGUGGUUUGUGUUUGAUUGAAUGGAUGGAUGCGUGGAUGGAUGGGUGGAGCUAGGCUACUUUAAGGGAGAAAUGGGGAAAGAAAAAAGGGGAAAAAGGGGAAAAGGGAAAAAUGAAAGAGGGGGUUUUUGAUGAAUGACUGAAUGGAUUUAAAAAGUCGAGAAGAAGAAAGAAGAAAGAAGAAAGUCUCAUUGCAUAGAUAAGAAAUUCAGGGGCCGAGGAAGAAAGAGAGACAUGAAAUGCUACCUAUCAUGGCGAUAUAUUUCAAACAUACACAAGGAAGAAGAAGAAGAAUGAUGAUGAUGACGGGGGAAUGGAGGAGCAUAACACAAAAAAAAACUGCAAGCAUACCUACAAUUGCAGAAGGGGGAUUUUUGGGAUGAGAGGUACAGUAUUGGAUGGAAAUCUCGGUGAUUUUUUUGGAUCAUACCUUGUGACUUGGGAGGGAAUGGCCGGAGGGGAAGGCUUGAUUGAUUGAUUGAUUGAUUGAUUGAUUGAUUGGAUCGAGUCGUAAUGAUGAUGAUGAUGAGAUACGAUGAUAUACGAUAAUGAUAUG
Messenger RNA from Sphaerulina musiva SO2202, 1206 nucleotides. RefSeq lists its product as uncharacterized. The record is from RefSeq and is a predicted model, not a curated record. Bases 314 to 667 code for a protein of 117 amino acids. NCBI's taxonomy places the organism in Eukaryota, Fungi, Ascomycota, Dothideomycetes, Mycosphaerellales, Mycosphaerellaceae. The transcript is spliced from 2 exons.